Molecule: messenger RNA, 1515 nt
Organism: Trametes versicolor FP-101664 SS1
Lineage: Eukaryota; Fungi; Basidiomycota; Agaricomycetes; Polyporales; Polyporaceae
Product: endonuclease
Exons: 6
Coding region: 1-1515 (504 amino acids)
Biological process (GO): double-strand break repair via homologous recombination
Cellular component (GO): Slx1-Slx4 complex
Molecular function (GO): crossover junction DNA endonuclease activity; 5'-flap endonuclease activity
Source: RefSeq, a predicted model, not a curated record
AUGCCACGCGCGGCAAGGUCGACGUUGACCGACCAUCGAUUUCCAGCCUUCUAUGCGUGCUAUCUUCUCAAGAGUGUGCGAACUCCCAAGGCAACUGCCACCUACAUAGGCAGCACACCGAGUCCUCCUCGUCGCAUUCGACAGCAUAAUGGCGAGAUCUCUCAAGGCGCAUGGAAGACCAAGAACAGUCGGCCGUGGGUCAUGCAGAUGAUCGUCCAUGGCUUCCCUUCCAAGCUCGCUGCCCUACAGUUCGAAUGGGCAUGGCAACAUCCUUACAUAUCACGUCACCUGCGUGAUAAUGGCGGGAAAGCCAUGUUCAACAGCAGCGGACGAUUCAAGUACCUCAACACCAACGUGAAGGUCGCACGCAGCAUGGUCUCGUCUCAUCCGUACAAUACAUGGCCGCUGAGCGUGAAAAUCUUCACCGAGGAGGCGGCGAAAGUUUGGAGUACAUCCGCGAAGGAUGCUUCGAUACCCCCGCUACCUGAAGGCCUGACGGUUUCUCUGGAGUAUGAAGGGGUCGACGGAAAAUCAGGAAAACCUGGCGCCGGCCGUACCGGUCCUAUCGACGUCGUGGACACUACUUUUACGACGGAACACCUGCAGAAAGGCGCCUCAAUAUUCGCCCCCCGCUCCCGCCUGCAGUGUUCCAUCUGCCACGAGGAGAUCCAGCAGGAUGCUGUAGGUGAUCCGCUGGAUACCGCGCUAUGUCCAACCGGCGGCUGUAAAUCUGUGGCACAUCUCGCCUGCCUCUCACGCGAUUUUCUGACUAGCGCACCAUCCACAUCCUCGGACAUAAUUCCUCGCGGAGGCACAUGCAAAUCGUGCCACUCGUACGUCCUAUGGGGCGAUGUGAUUCGCGGCUGCUAUCGACGGCAUCAAGGCGGCGCAACACCAGAGAACGAGCCAGAAGAGCCAGACGAUCAGGAAGACGGCCUCGCGCAGCUGCUCGGCGAAGCAGCGGAGGAGCUAGAGGGGCCAUCCCAGCCCAAGCCACGGAAGCCCGCUGCACUGCCCUCACGCUCGCCGACGAAACGGGGAAGAGGACGUCCUCCGAAACCCAAGCCCGCCUCGUUUUCGACCGUGGCAUCGAGCGACGGCGAGCGGGAGCACUUCGAUCUGAACGCGAUCAGCAGCUGCAGCGAAGAGGACUCCGACGACGGCCUUCCCUGGACACGCAGACGUCCACAUCCACACUCGAAGCCGCCCUCGCGCCCUACCGCGUCCGGGUCCCACCUGCCUGCAGAGCCUCCGCGGGGCACCCAAGCGAUAGCCGGGUCGACGCCAUCCACCUCACGCGGGACCGGGACUCUCGGCGGUGGCCAAGGCCGCGGCGCACGCCAGAUCUCCCACAGCGAGGGUUCCCGUGCGACGGGCGCGGCUGCCAUCGAAGAUCGCGGAGCGCGUUCGAUCACGGCGCCUCGAAGCGCGGGCACGGGGCGUACAGACUCAAGGUUCGUUCUCAUGUCAGCGCUGUGCUUCUGUUCUGCCAUCUCAGGGAUUUGCUCGCGAUGA